Molecule: messenger RNA, 540 nt
Organism: Naegleria fowleri
Lineage: Eukaryota; Heterolobosea; Eutetramitea; Acrasida; Naegleriidae
Exons: 1
Coding region: 1-540 (179 amino acids)
Source: RefSeq, a predicted model, not a curated record
AUGUCGUCAUCUCAAUCAGACAAAACAAAACACAAUGCUAUCCCAUCAUCGUCAUCCAUCGUGAAACGAACUCAUUCAGAAAUUUAUGGAUUUGUUGGAUGGACCGUUACCUUUGCAAUUCUCUUCUUGUAUUUUGUAUAUUCCUUUGUUCCUGAAAUUUGGUUGCAUAAAAUCGGGAUCGCCUAUUAUCCCGAUAAAUACUGGGCAAUGAGUAUUCCUGCUUUUCUCUGUAUGAUAUGGAUGGCUGGCUUCUUUCUCAAUUACUUUUACUUACACUAUAGUGCCUAUCCAUUGGAUGAUAUUCGAUGCAUUCAAGAUGAAAAAACAAAUUAUUUAACGCGACAAGAUAUUGUAAUUGGAACCUAUAGUGCAGAAGCAGAUCAAGAGAACAGCAAAAACUCCAAAAAGAAGAAUUAUUCACAACAUCAUUUGAUAGAUCACACACAAGCAGAUGAGAUUAUUCUUGAUGAAUAUCCAACGGUUCCUAUUGUGAGGGAUAUUCCAUUGGAUCUUGUGAAUGAAUUGUUGUUUGAAAAUUAA